Messenger RNA from Nothoprocta perdicaria, 4273 nucleotides. RefSeq names its product collagen type XXVI alpha 1 chain (gene COL26A1). The record is from RefSeq and is a predicted model, not a curated record. Gene Ontology annotation, molecular function: protein binding. The transcript is spliced from 16 exons. NCBI's taxonomy places the organism in Eukaryota, Metazoa, Chordata, Aves, Tinamiformes, Tinamidae. The coding region runs from base 93 to 1595 and encodes 500 amino acids.
CUCCCAACCCACGUGGGGAGGCGGGGGGGCCUUGCGCUUUGUGCUGAGUGAGAAGAAGGGGGGUGUGCAAGGAAAACCUCGUGCCCGCAAAAAUGCGGUUUGCGCUCUUCUUGUCCUGGUGCUGCUGCCUGCAUGGAUGUGCGCUAGGGACUGGCUUCCUCUACCAAUUCCCGACGUCAACCCUGCAGCACAACUACCCCGAGCAGAGCUCGGGCUCCCCGGGCAGCGGCUUCACCAGUCGCCGGCAUUGGUGUCACUACACAGUGACCCGGACAGUUUCCUGUCAAGUGCAGAAUGGCUCAGAAACUGUGAUCCAGAGAGUUUAUCAGAGCUGCCGGUGGCCAGGACCUUGUGCCAAUCUAGUGAGUUACAGGACUCUCAUCAGGCCCACGUACAAAAUGUCCUACCGAACUGUGACCACGCUGGAGUGGAGGUGCUGUCCUGGCUUCACAGGGAGCAACUGCGAGGAGGGUUCAUCUGGCCGACAGCACCGUUACUAUCCCAGGCUUGACCAAUGCUUGAACUGCACAAGACUAGCAGACAUGACUGAGAGGCUAAACACGCUUGAGGCCAAGAUUCUUCUGCUUGAAGCGGCAGAUAGGAGCCCACCUUUGGAAAACAACCUGCCAAUCACUGGAACUACAGCUACGUGGUACGACGAUUUGCUGCCUGAUGCCUUCCCUCUGCUCAACCCUGACACCAUCUUGCAGAAAACAGUGGAAUCUGUUGGACGCAGAGGUGUAGAAGAACAGUUAAUACCACAGGGUCAGCCAGGACAGGUGGGGCCUCCAGGCCCAGUUGGACCAACUGGUCUCCCAGGACCACCAGGGCCAAAAGGCGAGAAGGGACAACCCGGCGAGAGGGGACCCGCAGGACCACCAGGACUGCUGGGACCUCAAGGACCAAGAGGACUUCCAGGAGAAACUGGGAUCCCUGGUCCCCCAGGUCCUCCAGGACCACCAGCCACCCCAAGCCUCCCCCUUACCUUCCAACAAGGGGUCCUCUACUCCCUGCAGCCUACAACUGAGAAAGAAAAUGGAGAACCUCAACUGGCUUCUACCGUCAUAGACACCAUCAUGUCUGGCUUGCCAGGACCACGAGGAGCUCCUGGCCCGGUUGGGCCACCAGGGCCACCAGGUGCAUCAGGACCCAAAGGACCACCAGGACCUAUCGGAGCCCCUGGAUUGCAAGGUUUACCGGGCUCUCCAGGACAGCCUGGGCCGAAAGGUUCCAAGGGAGACCGAGGAGAGAGGGGGCAAGCGGGUCUGACUGGAGAGAGGGGCAUUAAGGGAUUUCCUGGUGAACCAGGCAAGAAGGGUGAGGAAGGUGAUAAAAGUGCAGAUGGCGAAGGUGUUCAACAACUUCGAGAAGCUCUGAAGAUUUUGGCUGAGAGGGUAUUAAUUCUUGAGCACAUGAUAGGAAUUCAUGACUCUUUAUCUUCCAUUGAGCCAGGCUCUGGACAAGAUGUGAUUCCCAGCUCCCCGCUGCGAACCAGCAUCAAGAUCAAGCGUGGAGGACCCCAGCACCAACAACAGCCCCAUCAGAUCCUCUCUUCGCUGCUGGAUGACAGUGAAGCAAGAAGGAGACGCAACUGAAGGAAGUAGGAGCAGCUACAUGUCCUUCAAUCCUGCUCACCAGUUUAAGAUACAGUAUCCUGUGUUUAAUUGCAGUGUGCAAAUGAAGUGGGUAGGAGGCUGCAGCAUUAGCAGUGAGGUUUCCUUACCUGAUCAGCACUAAGCCCUUAUCACAAGGAAUAGCUUAGUCAUAGCUCAGAGAGGGUCUUAGAAACAUUUUUCUUGAUCUCAUUUUUUUGCCUUUCAAAUACCACAUGGCAGGUGUGACACCUCCUGACUGCGGCCAAUAGUUUAAUCCUUCUCUUGUCUUUCAUGGGCCUCUAAAGCAUUUUCCCUGUCAAGAAUAUCUCUUAAGCAAAAAAUAAAUAGGGGAAUUCAAAGAACAUUUAAAAUAGUUACUCUGAAAAAUCAGUUUUACUCUUGGGACAUGAGCAUCAAAAGCUAGGCUUUGCAUUUUGUUGAUUGCAUAAGACUUUUUUUUUUCUACCUAUGGUUAGCUGAGCAAGGAUCUCAGGUGCAAAUCAUGGCAUCCACUGACUUUCUGUCUAUUUAAAUAGGUUUUUUUUUUUUUUUAACUCUGUGUCAGGGUUUCAAAUCCAGCCCAGGCGAAAAGUGAGCAAAUUAUCUUUGUCAUUUUAUGGCAUAAUAAGGUAAAUUGGUCAUGUCCCAUCUAGCUCUUAGUGCAAGAUACAGCUAUCUCAAAAAGAUAAUGUCUACUCCUACAGGUGUGUCUGGCAAAAGCUCUGGCAAAGACCAAGAACUGGGCUGUCCAUGUAUCCAGGAAGCCCUAAGACCCAGCAGGAUAUUUCAGAGAGAAAGGGAAGCGUGUGUGAAAUGGGGCUUGGCUUGCAGGGGCUCUGCCUGCCGACUUUAGCCUCCCAUCAGCUAGCUUUUCCGGAUACAUUGUGAAGGUGGUAGACGAGCCCUACAGAGAUUUCAGAACAACCAAUUUUGUCCUCUCAGAAGCAUUAUUUUCUCAGAAAUAAAGAUGUUAAAGCUACUUCCAGAGAGACUGUAUUCACCAUUAAUUUGGGCCUGUCCUUCUGAAGUCUAACCAGGUCACCCAAAACAGAUGAUCGAUCACAUUUGACUGUGUUUCUAGAUUUUCAAUUAUUUGAAACAAAUUACUGGCAAUAUGAAGGGAAAUUUAAUUGAAGUUUUUUUGCAACUAAUCCUGCCAAACUGCUUGUCAGACUACUGAUUAGGGUCAGACUGCAAUGGUUCUAACUCUGGAUUCCUAUAACAAGCUAUGUAAUUUUUUGCUUCCCACCCUUCUUACUUUAUUUAGCUACAUCUCUCUUUUAACGCAGUACUGUAUCUUGAAUUUUGGUGAUAGCAGGAUUAUACCAAAUGGACUUUCUGUCAGCAGAGGAUUCAGUUCUUAUUACUCACACAACAGUCAGACCACGUUGUGCAGUCGCAGUUUAAAGAUGUUUUAAAGGUGAACACAGCCUCAUACGCCGACAAUUAAUGAUCUUCAUGACAAAGCAAACUACUCCAACCACAUUUUCCAUCUUAGGCAGGAUACUAAGAUUCAUUUUAGCCAAGGCUUAUAUGCAUCUUGCCAUGUCUAUGUAACUUAGAGUGGAUUUAUUUUGGAUGCGUGCUCAUUUAGCAAUAUAUUUUGAAAUGUUUAGCUUUAUCUUACAUGCAUACUGUGCAAUACCAUAGUGUUUCUUAAUGUUUCUUGGAGCUCCAAUGUGUUUUUGACUUGGAUAGGUUCUGGUGGUAGUAAUGCAUUUUCCUUGCCUUGAGCUAACCAGAAGCAGCAACAGAAUAUUGCACAACUUAACAUUUUUGUUAUUUGUGCAUCCUGAUGUUCACCAGCAAUCUGGUACUCCAGGGAGGUGAAGAAUAUUUCUCUCCAGAGUAUCCAAUUUGCACUUAACUGUACAAAACUGAGAGAAACCCAGGGAAAUAGGAAUAAACUGAAGAGAAAGGCCCCUGCCUGCUCCCACCACGCUCCAUAGCAAGCUCACCAUCAACUUUAAUAGGAGUAGGGACGGGCCAUAAAAAUGGGAUCCAAAUCUUCAGCUCGCAGGAUGCUGGUGGCAGAGCAGCCCAGGCAGCGCUCAGGCUUUCUGAAACUUUGGUUCUGGAAUCCUGGUUCAGUCCCAGUCUUUGAAACGAACUGUUUCGAUGUAGGAACCUAACCACUGUGACAAGGCUUCCAAAAGAUGAUCAGCUUCUGGAAUUAUGUCUCAGGACAAUUCCUGGGAAUAUGACUCUGUUUCACGAUUGCAAACUUGGUAUUGUUGUUGUUGUUGUUUUUGCUACAUUCCAGUAAGGUGAUUGAUGAUAAAAGGGUUUGAACUACUUGCAGUUUCUGUGAUUGCUUUGAAAUCGAGUAAUUCUACGGUGCUAUAGUUGUCCAUAAAGCAAAUACCCACCCAUGGAAGGAAAUGUUAACUUUUUCACUAGUUACUUUACACAGUAUUUUUUUGUUUAUAUCAGUGUGUUUCAUACACGUGCAAGUGGUCUCAACAUCUCUCUUUGAGAUUGAUCUCUUAUAGAGCAGCCAUAUGCAGUAUCUUGUGUUUACAUAUAAGUUCUUAGGGCAGAAAUAAGUCUCUUCUAACAUGAACUUGUUUAUGGCAGGCUCUGAUGUUUGCUGUCAGACUUUACCAGUGGAGCAAAAAAAAAAAACCCCACCUGUUUGUUCCACCACUUGCAUCAUUACUUACCUGUUUUUGUAUUGC